Messenger RNA from Moneuplotes crassus, 350 nucleotides. The record is from the annotation of a GenBank genome assembly. NCBI's taxonomy places the organism in Eukaryota, Ciliophora, Spirotrichea, Euplotida, Euplotidae.
UUCUAUAAAAACUCAAAAUAUCAGUGAAAGGCUUAAUAAGAAACAAAAGUGCAAACAGAGCUAUAAGAGGUUGAGCAUAAAAAAAGACUCAGAGAAGAGCAAAGAAGAGGCACCCUUUAUUCAGUCAUUCAAGUAACUUUUGAUAUAUGAAGAUUACAAAGCCAUUGAUAAAUCUCGAAAAGCAUGCUCCAAAACUAAUACCUUCAAAUCCAGCCCAGGACUCAAGAAGAGAGGCAUCAAAUCCUUCACGAGGCAUAAGAAAAUUGUAAAAAUUUCUCAAAAUACAAAAGACAAAAACCUGUGUCCCUUCAGACUAUUAAGAGGUGCCGAUGAACUUUCAUUCUAUAGUU